AUGGUGCUGGCGUGGGGCGCGAUUGCGGUGACGUGUGCGUUCACGCAGGCUGUGUGGGGGUUCCAGGGUGGUGGUAGUGCCAUGCCUUCUCCGGGUCAAAAUUGGCGGCGCUUGGGUUGCUUGCAUUAUGGGGAUGGCGACGACAUGGGGCUCAUGCUCGGGUGGGCCAGCUUUGGGCUCGAGACAGUGGGGCGAAAGCUUGUUUUGAGAGGGAUGUGGGAGGGGGCGGAGCAAUCGGGCCUGGGUAUGGGGAGGAGAUGUACAAAUGGGGGAGAAACAGACCUGCGUCACCGCCUCCUUCCUGGUCACUGGGGGCUCAAAGGGGCGGCCGGGACAUUGAUUGCAUUGAACAAUGGGUGUGGCCAUGAAGACUUCACUGCAUCAAACAUCUCCUGA
Messenger RNA from Triticum turgidum subsp. durum (durum wheat), 396 nucleotides. The record is from the annotation of a GenBank genome assembly. Lineage: Eukaryota; Viridiplantae; Streptophyta; Magnoliopsida; Poales; Poaceae.